Molecule: messenger RNA, 855 nt
Organism: Symbiodinium sp. CCMP2456
Lineage: Eukaryota; Dinophyceae; Suessiales; Symbiodiniaceae
Source: the annotation of a GenBank genome assembly
AUGACACUACCAAACAUCACGAUGACCAUGUACGACAUCGACAUGCGCGAGAUUGGAAUCGGAGGAUACGGAAAGGUGUUCUUGGCAAAAGACCGGAUGUUCAAGGACCGCCAGGUGGCCAUCAAGAAGGUGGUCAAAAUCGAUGAAGAGCGAGACUCUGCCUUCAAGAAGGAGGUGACCAUCAUGAAGCUUCUGGAUCAUCCCAACAUCUGCCGCCUCUUCGAGACCUAUGACCAGGGGCGCGUGAUGUACUUCGUGAUCGAGUUCUGCGAGGGCGGGGACCUCUUUGACAGGUUUUCGAAUCACGGUCCACUUCCGGAGACUGUGGUGGCUCCCAUCAUCAAGCAGGUCACCAGCGCGCUGAAGUACGCCCACUCCAAGGGCAUCGCGCACCGCGACCUCAAAUUGGAGAACAUCUGCUUCUGCGAGAACUCUCCAAGCAGUACGCACGUCAAGGUCAUCGACUGGGGGCUUGCCGGCAGUUUUGAGCAGGGAAGGAUGAAGUCCAAUGUUGGCACCUCCACCUACUCUGCGCCGGAGGUCCUAGAUCCCGAGGACGAAGACGACGGCUACACUUGUGCCUGCGACCUCUGGAGUCUUGGUAUCGUCGCCUACAUAGCGCUGUCGGGCAAGCCACCCUUCUGGGGAAGUGCGAAGCAGCAGCUGGCGAGAAUGAAGGCGGAGUAUUACCCUCUCUCUGGAGCGUUCUGGGAUUCCGUGUCCGACACAGCGAAGGAUCUCAUCCGACACUUGCUGAAAGUCGAUGUGCAGGCACGCCUCAGCGCGGAUCAGGUACUGCACCAUCCGUGGCUCGAGCAGCACAAAGUGGAGCCGGACUUUCGACUUCUGACGCAG